AUGGAGAAGAAAAUGGAUCAUCAUCUUCUCUGCUUCUCAAACACUAGUCAAUUACUCAAUCUCUUCAUUUCUGAGUUAACUCUCUUCUCUUACUUCAUUCUCUCUCACCCUCUUUACUUCUCUUACUUCAUCUUCUUCUAUCCUUACCUUGUUAAAAUCAUCUCAUUUCUCUCCCCUCUCUUCAUCACCAUUUCCCUUUUACUCCUUGCACUUGUCAACAACACCAUCUCCCCUGCUUUUUUCAUAUCUUCCCCUGACUCAGACAAUGUUAGUACUAUUCUGCUAUCUUUCAAGAAUGCUCUACUGGAAGCUGAUGCUGAAAUUGAGGAGUUUGAUCGUUUUGAGGAUUUUGAAGUUUACAAGAUUGUGUUUCAAGUAAACCCAAUUGAGUUUUUUCACUAUACAUCCCCUGAAGAAAGUGAAAAAUCACUUCUUGAUUCUUCAGUUCAAGAAAAAGACUCUGCCAUUGCCACUGCCACAGAUGAUCUUGAAAAUUCAGGGGUUGUAGUGGAAAUGGAUGAGUUUGAAAGCAAGAAUUGUGCUGAUAAUGUGGAAAGGAAGAAAAUUGAGGAAAUGGGCACGAAGGUCGAGAAAGUUGUUGAAAAAGGAGAAAUGAUGAUGGGAAAUGGAUCCAAGGAGGUGGAUAAAGAUAAAAAGGCACAUUCUUGGAGUAAUCUUGACCAGAAUUUAGGGAGUUAUGGAUCUAUGAGGAAAGAAAAAGAGUGGACAAGGACAUUAGCAUGUAAACUUUAUGAAGAAAGGCACAAUGCUAGUAGUGAUGAAGGAAUGGAUUUGUUAUGGGAAACUUAUGAAUUAGACUCUGGAAAGAGCAAACUCAAAAGGGAUAACACUACAAAGAAGAAGAAGAAAGGAGAAUCCACAUCCAAAUCCAAAUCCAAAUCCAAAAGCUACAAAAAGUAUGAAGAAGACGAAGGCGAAGAAGAAGAAGAAGAUAUGAAUGAACAACAGUUAUGUUGCUUACAUGCUCUCAAGUUCUCAGCUGGAAAGAUUAAUUUAGGAAUGGGAAAGCCUAAUCUUGUUAAGAUUUCCAAAGCAAUUAAAGGGUUUGGAUGGUUACAUCAUGUCACCAAGAAAAACAAGGUCCAUUGUGGAGAUAGAUUUUAG
Molecule: messenger RNA, 1125 nt
Organism: Solanum verrucosum
Lineage: Eukaryota; Viridiplantae; Streptophyta; Magnoliopsida; Solanales; Solanaceae
Exons: 1
Coding region: 1-1125 (374 amino acids)
Source: RefSeq, a predicted model, not a curated record